Polyodon spathula (Mississippi paddlefish) is the source of this 3085-nucleotide messenger RNA. Its product is annotated as serine/threonine-protein phosphatase 2A 56 kDa regulatory subunit alpha isoform-like. Gene Ontology annotation, molecular function: protein phosphatase activator activity. Bases 924 to 2354 code for a protein of 476 amino acids. Gene Ontology annotation, cellular component: protein phosphatase type 2A complex; nucleus; cytosol. NCBI's taxonomy places the organism in Eukaryota, Metazoa, Chordata, Actinopteri, Acipenseriformes, Polyodontidae. The record is from RefSeq and is a predicted model, not a curated record. Gene Ontology annotation, biological process: signal transduction; protein dephosphorylation. The transcript is spliced from 14 exons.
CUUACGCACUGACUGACUGGUGGAGGUAUUUUGAUCGCAAAGGUGAGGUUAUGUUGGUAUGCUGGGACUUUUAGUUAUGCAUUUGUAAUUAAUUAAUGAAACCAAAGUUAAGCUGUUGCAGGAAGUACCGUUGAAAAUCGCCAAGCCGUUUGGAGUAUAAGCAUUUGUCUUUUUCUAUUAAAUUUCUAUAGAGGCGUUUGUUCUGUAGAGAAUGACUCGAUUGCCCCUGACGAUUGAUAUAGUUGAGAGGUUCCCAGUCUUCUUCUCGGACUUAGUCUGUAAAUAAACCGCUCAGCUACCAGAGACGCUGAAAAAGCAAAAUCGAUGUUUCCAGAGGAGGAAAGCAUGUAUUUCGUGAUCACGUUUUUUUUUUAAAGUUUAAGCUGUUGUUUUGUUUUUAUAUAUAUAUAUUAUUACAGUAUUGUACAUCCGUUUUUAUUUUUGUGACUGAUCGGUUCGUGAUCGUGUUGGAAUUUGGAACACUCAUCUUGCAAGCGUAGAUAGAGCAACCUGUAGAUUAUUUUUUCCACGAAUAAUGUGCUCGUUUUUUUUUUUGUUUUUUUUUUGCAGUUAUGCUCUAGAUUAUAUUAUUCCCAUUAAGAAAAGAGCGUCUAUAAAUUGCAAUUGAUGCCAGAAUUUAGUAUCCGAGUUUUAACAUUGAAUGUUCAGUACUUGACACAGUAGAAUUUACUGAAUUUAAAAACAUGUAAAUGGAUGUUGAUGAUGACUCUGAUAUCGAGUGUUUUUAAAUGUAUAUAUACAUGUAUAUAUAUACAUAUGUAUAUAUUGAAACUUGGUGAUUCGACCUUAGCGGACUUUGGCGUUCUGUCCUUCACGGUUUAAAAUUGUAUGAUCUGCUGAAGAUUACAGUCACCUUGAAGUGGGAAUAUAUCCUCAACAUCAUUUAGUUGCCACACGAGAAAAUGUCGGCUAUCUCGGCAGCAGAGAAAGUGGACGGGUUCACACGAAAAUCCGUGAGAAAAGCGCAGAAACAGAAGAGAUCGCUGGGGUCGUCUCAGUUCCGAAACCUGAGCCAUCUGGUCGAGCUUUCGCCCCUACCACAGCUCAAAGAUGCCCCUAGAACAGAGCAGCAGGAUCUCUUUUGUCAGAAGCUACAGCAGUGCUGCAUGUUGUUUGAUUUCGUGGAGUCUGUUACAGACCUGAAGAGCAAAGAAAUUAAACGGGCAACGCUAAACGAACUAGUGGAUUUUGUCUCCACAAACAGAGGUGUGCUGGUUGAGGCAGCUUACCCUGAAAUUACUGCAAUGAUUAGCACCAACAUUUUCCGGACACUUCCUCCCAGUGACAACCCAGAUUUUGACCCUGAAGAGGAUGAACCAACUCUUGAGGCCUCAUGGCCCCAUAUACAGCUGGUGUACGAGUUUUUUCUAAGGUUCUUGGAAAGUCCUGAUUUCCAGCCUAGCAUUGCGAAGCGAUACAUUGACCAGAAGUUUGUGCUGCAGCUGUUGGAACUGUUUGACAGUGAAGAUCCACGAGAGCGAGACUUCUUAAAAACUGUGCUGCACCGGAUUUAUGGGAAAUUCCUGGGGUUAAGAGCAUUCAUCAGGAAGCAGAUAAACAACACCUUUUUACGGUUCAUUUACGAAACAGAGCAUUUUAAUGGAGUUGCCGAGCUGUUGGAGAUCUUAGGAAGUAUCAUCAAUGGUUUUGCACUACCUUUAAAAGCAGAACACAAACAGUUUCUAAUGAAGGUUUUGAUUCCUAUGCACACAGUUAAGGGUCUGGCUCUGUUUCACGCACAGCUGGCCUACUGUGUUGUACAGUUUUUGGAAAAAGACCCCACCCUUACUGAACCGGUCAUUAGAGGAUUGCUGAAGUUUUGGCCAAAAACUUGCAGUCAGAAGGAGGUCAUGUUUUUGGGUGAAAUUGAGGAAAUCCUUGACGUCAUUGAGCCAACACAGUUUAAAAAGAUUCAGGAACCUCUGUUCAAGCAGAUAGCGAAGUGUGUCUCCAAUCCUCACUUUCAGGUAGCUGAACGAGCUUUAUAUUUCUGGAAUAAUGAAUAUAUUCUGAGUCUGAUUGAGGAAAACAUUGACAAAAUCCUACCAAUUAUGUUUGGUAGCUUGUACAGAAUCUCCAAAGAGCACUGGAACCCGACGAUUGUAGUUCUGGUUUACAAUGUUCUGAAGGCAUUAAUGGAGAUGAACAGUACUCUGUUUGAUGAGUUAACAGCCUCAUAUAAAGCAGAAAGACAGCGCGACAAGAAGAAAGAGCAGGAGCGUGAGGAGCUGUGGCGUAAGCUGGACAAGCUCAGGGUGAAGGAAGCGUCAGGCAUGCUGAACAACACUCACAGCCUGCAGAACGCUCACAACAGCAACACAAGUGCCAAAUGACACGGGAUCCACAACGCAGCCACAACAUCUGUUGGAUGGGCAUCAUUUUUUUUCUACUCAAUCAUUUUUGAAACGUGUGCGAACUAUCAAGAGAAAACCUCAUCAGUAUGAUAAAUUAAAAAAAAUAUAUAAAUAUAUUAAAGCCAAUUAUUUUUGGCAAGCUAUAAAUAGGAAUCUGUGGACUUUUAAGAAUAUUUUUGGGAUGUUAGUGUGGCCACAGUAGAUUUGUAACCUUGUCUAAUCCAUUGAUGUAGUUAUUUCACUGAGAAAUUAGUUUUAUUAUCAUUUUGUGAUAUGAGUGAGGAAUAAUAUUACGGGAGUGGUGAAAAUUCUGACCUGACAAUGUUUUGAUUGUGCUGCACAUAGGCAGAUUUAGUCAGCUAUUUAAAGUAAUGAUUUUCCUAUUUUGUAUGUGCUUUCAACACUGCUGCAGGAGUGGGGGGGGAUGAGAAACAAAAAAGAACAGUAAUGUUGUGCAGUUUCCUUGGAUACAACCAGAGGAUCUAUGUCCCUCACCACCUAAGGAUGAAGCAUUAUCUUAACAUGGAAGACUGAGAAGUUGAGGGGGGAAGAAAAAUGUAUGUUUGUAUUCUAUAUCUAGUUUUUCUGAUGCCUUUGUCAGAGUACCAUUCCAAUCUCUGUUAGCAUACAAUUGUGUGGAAAACUGUUUUGUGAUGAAAGACCUUCUUCGGGGUUUUGAACAUCAUUAAAUAAAGUCUACUUUAUGUUUC